CUUUUUUCUUUAAAUUCAGUUCAAGUCAAUUUAAUUCUACCCACCUCAUCACUGCUACGUACAGCUACAUAUACUACUCUUCUUAUUAUCAAAUCAAAUAAUUAUAUAAACAGAUAUCUCUUCCUUUCUCUGUGGAUCCAAAAGUAGUAGACCAAAAACGAAUACAACAACAUAUAUACUGAUAGAUAUGGCCAGUUUCAACACAACUACUACUACUACUAAUACCAAUGAGAUUGAUCAUCAGAUGAAAAUUAGUAGUACUAGUAGUGUAAAAAAAGAAAAAAAUCUAGAAGAAGAAGUGAAAGUUGAAAUGAGCGAAAUGGAGAAGAGCAAAGUGGGGAUAAUGAGGGCUCUAGUCCAAAAACAAGAUCCUUCAAAUUGUAAGGAAGUGAAUGAUGAUUUGAUGAUUCGAAGAUUUCUUAGAGCUCGAGACAUGGAUGUUGAGAAAGCAUCUCAAAUGUUCCUAAAGUACCUAAGCUGGAGGCACUCUUUCAUGCCACCCAAUGGUGGGUGCUUCACAAACUCAGAUGUUGCCACUGAUAUUGCUCACAACAAGGUGUUUAUGCAAGGCCAUGACAAACAAGGACGCCCACUUCUCCUCGUCUAUGGCGGCAGGCAUAAGCAGCAUAACCCUGAUCACCUUAAACGUUUUGCUGUCUAUUGCCUUGAAAAACUAUGUACCAGAAUGCCAAAAGGGCAUGAAAUGUUUGUAGCCAUUGGAGAUCUUAAAGGCUGGGGUUAUGCCAAUUGUGACAUUCGUGGAUACCUAGCAGGUCUAUCCAUUUUGCAGGACUGCUAUCCGGAAAGGCUUGGCAAGUUAUUCUUAGUUAAUGUCCCCUACAUUUUCAUGACUGCUUGGAAGAUGGUCUACCCAUUCAUUGACAAAAACACAAAGAAGAAGAUCGUAUUUGUGGAUAACAAAAAGCUAAAACCAACUUUGCUGAAUGACAUCCAUGAAGAGCAGCUCCCGGAGAUUUAUGGAGGCAAACUAUCUUUAGUUCCUAUUCAAGACUGCUGACUAAUUCAUUCUCCAAUAAAUAUUCAAGUGCUUUAAUGAUGCACUCCUUCUAUAAAUCUAAAUAUAUAUAAUUUAAAUAAUUUUUUCUAUAAAUUUAGACUAUUUUAUAAUACGAAAAUUAGGGUUAAAUAGUUUAUUUCAAAUGCAGUUAUAAUAAUAAAAAAAAUAUAUGUGUGUAUGUACAACAAACUAUUUAAAUUUUAUUUUGAGGAUGUUAACCUAUU
Molecule: messenger RNA, 1242 nt
Organism: Cannabis sativa
Lineage: Eukaryota; Viridiplantae; Streptophyta; Magnoliopsida; Rosales; Cannabaceae
Exons: 5
Coding region: 188-1018 (276 amino acids)
Source: RefSeq, a predicted model, not a curated record